AUGGAACUUUGUAAUCCAAGUUUUCUUUGGAGGAUUGGAUCAACUUUGGGAGUAAUGUUGAAGGUUGAUGUUAGGUUAAGUUGUUUAUACAAAUUCGCGCGAAUAUGUGUGGAGUUAAAUUUGAGUAGACGUUUCGCGUCUCAUAUUAUGAUUAGGGGGUACCGAGUUAAUCUUGAAUAUGAAGGAAUUGGUGGUGAAAGAAUUAACGAAGCGCGUGAGAAAAUGCAGGGGAGAAUUGAAGAAUUUGUCGCGAAGGAAGGGCAAAUUUGUUUAAUGGAGGACUUGAAUGGAGAGUGCAUGCAAGAAGUUAAGACAAAAGAGUUAGAACUUUGUCACGUGAUGGAGCUGAAGAAUGAUUUGGUAUUGAAACAGAAGUAUCUCCAAAGCCGAAUGAAGGAACUUGAGUCAAAAGAGAAGCAACAUGAAGACCGAGUGAAGAAGCAUGAAUCGAAAAAAAGAGAAUUUGAAGGUCAAGUGAAUGAGCUGGUGAGUGAUUUGUUAUCACAACAGAAGAAUUUCGAAAGCUGGAUGAAGGAGUUUGAGUUAAAAGAGAUGCAACAUGAAGACCAGGUGAAGGAGCAUGAAUCGAAAACGAGAGAAUUCGAAGGUCAAAUGAGGGAGCUAGAAUCUAAAAAGAAGCACUUUGAAAGCCAAGUGAUGGAGCUGGUGAGUGAUUUGGUAUCACAACAGAAGCAUUUCGAAAGCCGAAUGAAGGAGGUUGAGUCAAAAGAGAAGCAACAUGAAGACCAGGUGAAAGAGCAUGAAUUGAAAACGAGAGAAUUUGAUGGCCAAAUGAAGGAGCAUGAAUUGAAAACGAGGGAAUUUGAAGGUCAAGUGAAGGAGCUAGAAUCUAAAAAGAAGAACUUUGAAAGCCAAAUGACGGAGCUGGUGAAUGAUUUGGCAUCACAACAGAAGCAUUUCGAAAGCCGAAUGAAGGAGGUUGAGUCAAAAGAGAAGCAACAUGAAGACCAGGUGAAGGAGCAUGAAUCAAAAAAGAGAGAAACUGAAGAUAGAGUGAAGGGGUUAGAAUCUAUAAAGAAGCACAUUGUAAACCAAGCAAAGGAGGUAGAGUCAAAAUAUUGCCAAUUUGUAGGCCAAAGAGAAAAGUUUAUAUCAAAAGUGAGAGAAUAUGAAAGCCAAAUGAAGAUGUUGGUAUUGAAAAAGAAGCGUUUCAAAAUCCGAAUGAAGGCGCUUGAGUCAAAAGAGAAGCUGCUGGAAUCUAUAAAGAAGCACUUUGAAAGCCAGGUGGAGGAGCUCGAAUCAAAAGAGAGGCAAUUGAAAGAACAAGUUAAAGAACUUGAGUCUAAAGAGAAGCAACUUGAUGACCGAGUGAAGUAG
Molecule: messenger RNA, 1338 nt
Organism: Trifolium pratense (red clover)
Lineage: Eukaryota; Viridiplantae; Streptophyta; Magnoliopsida; Fabales; Fabaceae
Product: spindle pole body component 110-like
Exons: 1
Coding region: 1-1338 (445 amino acids)
Source: RefSeq, a predicted model, not a curated record